AUGUUAACUUGUUCAAUAAUCACAAAUUUGAGCAAUGUUAAUUCAUCUAGAGCAAUAAUAGCAAGACUUGAUGAAGCAAAUCAAGGGAGUAUAGUGGAGUGUUUUAAUGCAUUUGGGGAGAUAAAAUCCUGUUCGAAUGAGAUAAUUGCUUAUUUCACAAUAGGAACAAUUGAUGUUGACUUGCCUUGUUGCCAAGCAAUUUCUGUCAUUACACAUCAUUGCUGGCCUAGUAUGCUUACUUCACUUGGGUUCACUCUUGAACAAACUAAUAUAUUGAGAGGUUAUUGUGAUGCUACUCACAAUGUUUCAUCUAAUUAUGGUCCUGCUCCUUCUCCUUCUCCAUUGGUGCUGCCUAAUUUGGAUAUAAAGAAGGGAGGUGACUGGAAAUGA
Capsicum annuum is the source of this 390-nucleotide messenger RNA. RefSeq names its product egg cell-secreted protein 1.2-like. Lineage: Eukaryota; Viridiplantae; Streptophyta; Magnoliopsida; Solanales; Solanaceae. Bases 1 to 390 code for a protein of 129 amino acids. The record is from RefSeq and is a predicted model, not a curated record. The transcript has a single exon. Gene Ontology annotation, biological process: double fertilization forming a zygote and endosperm.